UUGAAAUCAAUCUAUCAAACUUAAAAUUAAAAUCCCGUAUUCGUUAAACAAACUCAACAAAGAAAAUGUUAUGAGAAUCAAGUUAUCGUAAUAAUUGAGACUCGUUAUGGGCUUACGUAUCUUUCUAUUUUAGUAGUUUUAUUAAUUAGUUCGUAUUUCGUAUUAUUUGGGAUAUUAUAUUGUUUAAUUGUCUUAGUAGGAUUGUGAUUGCUUUUUAGUACUUGUUUAGUAUUUGGUUAUUGUUUCCUUCUAGCCUGUGGGAGAAGUAUUCAUGUCUUAGGUUGGAGAAAUGAUAUGUUUUAUGCCUAUAUAUAUGUACUUGUCCAUUCGUUUAAUAAUAGGAGAAGAUUGGAUAUCAAUAGUAGUUUGUAGUUUAUCCCUCUUUCGUCUCAAUUCUCUUCGUUUUUAAGUAUCUUUCUUACGUUUAUCUAUCAAUUACGACAACAUAAGUUGCGUGAAGGUUCCACUCGGAGAAACAAAGUUAACAGAAUACCACACAAAAUUUAGCAAAUUUUACUUAGUUAAUAAAUUUUUAAUUUGUAAUUGGGUUGGUCGUCUGAUACUCUGAUUAGUGAUUAGUAGGGAUGUCAACAAAACCCGAACCCACAGGUACCCAUUCGACCCAACUCGGUUAAUGAUGGUAAAAUUCGUAUUGAAGGUUUUUGGGCCGGGUUUGGGUUUAAACCCGUUCACUAUUCAUCGGGUUGGGUUUGGGUUUAGGUAAAUCUGACUCAUGGGUACCCGCCCACAUCCAUAUAAAUUUUCUCGGUAUAUUUAAUUUUCUAAACAACUAAUCUUAUUUAUGUUUGUGGAGACAUGUCUAAUUUUUUCUUUCAAAUUGUGUAGAAUGAAGUUGAUGUUAUCGAGUGGAGAGUGAAGAAACUUAUUUGAAAGGAAGAAGCUUUCAAUUAAUCAUGUUAUUUAUAGAUAAUUUGUGAUUUGCUUCAAUUUUCUUGAGUUUUUUAGAUUGGUGUUAAACAAUUUGUAUAGUUAAUUUGUUAUUUGCUUGAAUUUUCUAGAAUGGUGUUUUAUAUAUGGAUAAUUUGUAUUGAGAUUGAUAUUUGACUUUAAUUUUGAUAGGAGCUUGUUAUUGUAAAUUUUUUACGACAAAAACUCGUGGGUACCCAACGGGUUGGAUUGGGUUUGAGUUUUUCAAAUCCAAUAGAUUUUAUCCUGAAUUUUUUUUCAUGGAUGAACCCAUAAAUUGGUUUGGCAAAACCCGACCAACCCGACCCAUUACCAUCCUAAUGAUUAGUUAUUCACUUAUUCCUAAAUCGGGGAGGACAAGGAAAAAGGAAAUUACUUAUUUAUCCCAACCUGCUCGCCUUCUUUUCUUGAAAGAUAAGUUGAGAACUGCCUGAUUCGAUUCAGGCUCACCUUCCUUCAACCUUGUGGUCUCGCCGCUAAGUUGUGUAAAGAACUUCAGUCGACUCUUCCAAGUCCAUCGAUCUGCUCCAAUUUUAAUACCCAAUCUCUCCGGUUUCUUGCGGUAAUGUCGACCGAAGUCGAUGAAGCGGGAAGGCGCCGCACGGCGGUCGCCGAGUACCGGAAGAAGCUCCUCCAGCACAAGGAACUCGAGUCUAGAGUGCGCGCAGUGAGAGAGAGUCUGCGAGGUUCAAAAAAGGAAUUUGCCAAAACUGAGGAUGACCUGAAGUCACUGCAGAGUGUUGGCCAGAUCAUCGGCGAAGUGCUUAGGCCACUUGACAAUGAACGCAUGAUAGUCAAAGCAAGCAGUGGACCAAGGUACGUGGUUGGCUGCAGGAAUAAAGUUGACAAAGAAAAACUUACUGCGGGGACUCGUGUAGUUCUCGAUAUGACUACUCUGACAAUCAUGAGGGCUCUUCCUCGUGAAGUUGAUCCAGUCGUAUAUAACAUGCUCCAUGAAGACCCAGGUAAUGUUAGCUACUCGGCUGUUGGAGGGUUGGGAGAUCAGAUACGAGAGCUCAGGGAAUCUAUAGAACUUCCCCUCAUGAAUCCUGAACUCUUCUUGAGAGUUGGUAUCAAGCCUCCAAAGGGUGUUCUUCUUUAUGGACCUCCUGGAACUGGAAAGACAUUGUUGGCCAGGGCAAUUGCUAGCAACAUCGAUGCCAACUUCUUGAAGGUUGUAUCUAGUGCAAUCAUUGACAAGUACAUUGGGGAAAGUGCAAGGUUGAUUCGAGAGAUGUUUGGCUAUGCUCGUGAUCAUCAGCCAUGCAUCAUAUUUAUGGAUGAGAUCGAUGCCAUUGGUGGACGUCGUUUCAGUGAGGGAACAAGUGCUGACCGUGAAAUUCAAAGAACCCUUAUGGAGUUGCUUAAUCAGUUAGAUGGGUUCGACCAACUGGGGAAGGUUAAAAUGAUCAUGGCCACCAACAGGCCAGAUGUUUUGGACCCUGCUCUUCUUCGCCCAGGCCGUCUAGACAGGAAGAUUGAGAUUCCAUUGCCCAAUGAGCAGUCAAGGAUGGAAAUUCUGAAAAUCCAUGCUGCUGGCAUUGCCAAGCAUGGUGAAAUCGACUAUGAAGCCGUCGUGAAACUAGCUGAGGGUUUCAAUGGUGCUGAUCUUCGUAACGUAUGUACUGAAGCUGGGAUGUCUGCAAUCCGUGCAGAACGUGAUUAUGUCAUCCAUGAAGAUUUCAUGAAGGCUGUGAGGAAGUUGAAUGAAGCCAAGAAACUUGAAUCAAGUUCUCACUACAAUGCUGAUUUUGGAAAGGACUAAUCAAAUUCAAAGAACAGCCUGCUGGUUUCCUAGUUUCCUUUUUCUUCUCUGUACUCAAUUGUGUUAAAGCUGCGGGGAAGAAGACAGCCAAAUCUUCUUGCAGUUGGUGUACUAUCAGCUGUUUGUUGAUUGAAUCAUUUACGUUCUAAAGAUCAGCCAAAUCCUCUGCAACUUCACAGCUCUUUUUCUGGAUGUGCGACUUUGAUACCACACUGGAUGGUUGUGGGUCUAAACGGCUGAGUUAGAGAUUGUUAUAAUGUAUGGUUUUGUUUCACGCUAUUAUCCGAUGUCGUUUUAGGA
This is a messenger RNA of Linum trigynum, 2992 nucleotides long. Lineage: Eukaryota; Viridiplantae; Streptophyta; Magnoliopsida; Malpighiales; Linaceae. The record is from the annotation of a GenBank genome assembly.